AUGAGACAACAGGAGCAGGAGCUCAUGGAUCUGAUACAGGUUUUCGAACAACAAGUUCCCUUGCGCGUACAGGAGUUCAAGAAGCAGUGCCGCCAGGACCAGCAUAAGUUCGCCCAGCCUCAUCAGCUCCAGCAAAAGCAGUAUCAGUUGCUACAACAACAGAUCCAACAGGUUCACCUGCAGCAACAACAAGAACUACUGAGAUGGGCACUCUUCUGGGAGUAUCGCAAGCUAGUCAAUAAGGAUGAGACAAUGCGGCUAUCCGUUCCAGGUCUGGAUGAUGGCGAUGAAGAUGACGACUAA
Linnemannia hyalina is the source of this 303-nucleotide messenger RNA. Lineage: Eukaryota; Fungi; Mortierellomycota; Mortierellomycetes; Mortierellales; Mortierellaceae. The record is from the annotation of a GenBank genome assembly.